Rhagoletis zephyria (snowberry fruit fly) is the source of this 978-nucleotide messenger RNA. RefSeq lists its product as uncharacterized. The record is from RefSeq and is a predicted model, not a curated record. NCBI's taxonomy places the organism in Eukaryota, Metazoa, Arthropoda, Insecta, Diptera, Tephritidae.
GCUGCUUGGCGGUUGACAGCUGCAUGCGAGAAAUUCAGUAACUUCGCGACUUUUGGCAACACCAGUUCGAUUUAUUUAGAACGCACUAUAAAAAGAGAAACUUCAAAACAAAUAAAAAAAAUAGUAAAAAAAAACAUUUAAAACGUUAAACUUUUCGUAAUUUCAAAACAAAAAAAUUUAGCUGCAUUAAAAACACACAGAGAAAAUUGUUAUAAAAAUGAAGUCGCUAUCUCUGAUCGCCAUUUUGGCUCUCGCUCUUUGUGUUGCGUACGUGCACGCCGACUGCGGUGAAGAUUCCUCAAAGACUUCCGAAGAAGGUGAGGUAACGCAUUUCUUCAAGAACUUGGGCUGUAAAAUACAAAAGGGCGCCGAAAACUUGCAAGAGAAUGCCAAGCCGUGGACUGACAAAAUUGGUGCCUCGGCCAAGGAAUUCGGCAGUACUGUUGCCCAGAAGUAUGACGAGCUGAAGCACAAAUUGACGGACGACAAUAAAGCCGAUGGCCCAUCAACACCAUUCCCAGUGGCUAAUGCGCCUACCGAGAAGGUGCCCUUAGCGCCGUUGAGUGGCGGCGAAGCAGCAUCUGCAGCCGGCGGCAACCCAGCUGCGGCUACACCUGUGGCAGCGGCUGGCAAAGACGCAUGAAUGCCCCAGGGGGCAAUCGCUUGACCAUCGACGUCAGUGUCGUCCCAAUGUUUAAUGUACAUACAUACAUAUUUCCGAAUUAACUAAUUUUAGUAGUCUGAGCGGAGCAGUGAAAUUCAACGCAUGGAGAUUUAAGCGGUGUAUUUGUAGCGUAAACACCUCAAAACAGAUGACUGGCAUGAAAAUUAAUUAUUAACUCAUAAUUAACAUAAACAAAUAUAACAAUGAAAUUUUGUAAUUGGUAAGACUAACACAUGUUGAAAAUUGGCAAAGUACUUUGAGGAAAUACACGUACAUUCACAUACACAAAUGAAUUUUGUGGAUAAACAUUAAAC